Molecule: messenger RNA, 831 nt
Organism: Venustampulla echinocandica
Lineage: Eukaryota; Fungi; Ascomycota; Leotiomycetes; Helotiales; Pleuroascaceae
Product: Rhomboid-like protein
Exons: 2
Coding region: 1-831 (276 amino acids)
Biological process (GO): retrograde vesicle-mediated transport, Golgi to endoplasmic reticulum
Cellular component (GO): membrane
Molecular function (GO): serine-type endopeptidase activity
Source: RefSeq, a predicted model, not a curated record
AUGCUUUCACGCGGCUUCGGCGGCGCGCCUGUAACUCGCAGCCUUACCUAUGGCAUUGUCGCCGCGUCGAUCCUCGCAAGCAUCACAGAUGUCAAGCACUAUUUCUUUAUCCAGAUUGAUCCUCACCUAUGGCGAUACCACCAGCUAUGGCGGGUCUUUACAUAUCAGCUUUGCUACACAAAUUCAACCGAGGUCCUCUUCGCCGCAAUGACCUUGUACAACUUGAGGGUAGUUGAGCGGCUCUGGGGUUCCCGCAAAUAUGCCUCCUUCAUUAUCCUCUGCUAUUGCCUGACGGCACUGCUACCACCAAUUAUCUUAGCACUUAUUCUCCGACCCCUCUCUUUUAAUAAGUUAAAUUAUCUCCCCGCGGGACCUACGCCUAUCAUAUUCGCGGUCCUGGCACAAUAUCAUGCCAUUAUCCCUCACAUAUAUAAAUAUCGCGUCGCAGCUUCCGCCGCCCCGCCUACCAACGAGCCCUUCGUAGGCCUUACUUUCUCCGACAAAUCCUACGUUUACCUCCCAGCAGCCCAGCUGUCUCUUUCGCAAUUUCCAGGCUCCUUAUUAUGUGCAUGUGUAGGCUGGGUUGUGGGGUACUCCUGGAGAAAUGAGGUGUUGCCUGGUGCCCUCGUUCGAUGGCGGAUUCCGGGGUGGAUGGUGGGAAUUAAGAGUAAGAAGCGCGAGGAGGAUUUUGAGGCUUUGAGACGACGCUUGGAGAGUGAAAAUACCGGUACGGCUGCAGCCACUGGAUCAGAUGGCCGAUUAGGAGGCGAGGAAGGCCGGAGACGGCCUUUAGGGGUACAGCUUGUUGAUCAGUUCAGAGGUGCCUUUUGA